Messenger RNA from Chenopodium quinoa (quinoa), 1375 nucleotides. Its product is annotated as transcription repressor MYB6-like. Bases 232 to 1200 code for a protein of 322 amino acids. The record is from RefSeq and is a predicted model, not a curated record. The transcript has 3 exons. Lineage: Eukaryota; Viridiplantae; Streptophyta; Magnoliopsida; Caryophyllales; Amaranthaceae.
AUAUUUUAUUUUCCAAAAAAUAAAAGAUAAUUUUAUUACCAAAAAGUGGUCAAAUACCUAAAGAUCGAGUCUAUAGGGUAACCCUCCAAUCAUCUCCCAUUUGUUACUCCCUCUCUCUUUCCUCACUAUAUAAAUCCCUCUCUUUUUCUUUCCCUUUCUUCUCCCCACCAAUUUAUAUUAGAAACUAAAAAUACAAACAAACACCGUACAAACCGAUAACAAACAUAAAAUAUGGGACGCUCCCCUUGUUGUGAGAAAGCUCACACUAACAAAGGUGCUUGGACCAAAGAAGAAGAUCAACGUCUCAUCCAUUAUAUCCGUCUCCACGGCGAAGGCUGUUGGCGCUCUCUCCCCAAAGCCGCCGGUUUGCUUAGAUGCGGUAAAAGUUGCAGGUUACGGUGGAUAAAUUACCUUCGACCCGACCUAAAACGUGGCAAUUUUACUGAAGAAGAAGAUGAACUCAUCAUUAAACUUCAUAGUUUGCUUGGCAAUAAGUGGUCCCUAAUUGCUGGCAGAUUACCAGGACGAACAGAUAACGAGAUUAAAAAUUACUGGAAUACCCAUAUUAAGCGUAAGCUUAUUAGCCGGGGCCUUGACCCGAUUACCCACCGUCCAUUAAACUCCAACGCCGCCGUUGACAGUGGCGCUGCCGCCGCAACAACCACCGUGCCUGUGAAAAACUCGCCGGAAAUUCUGGGUUUUAACGCGACGAAAAACCCGCCAAUAAUCACGCAAUUCGGAAGGAUUUCUAACACGAUUGACUUCGAGAAAGGUUACCCUUGCCCAGAUUUUGCCGUGAUUGAUUCCAAUUUGGUGAAGAAGAGUGAUUCUUGCAACAGUGGUACCACCACGGAUGACGGGGCAACGGGUCGGGUUUCGGGUUCGGGUCAGGCCCGAUUGGGUCAGGAUGGAAUUGAUCUGGAGUUGACGAUCGGGCUUACACAGUUUCAGGGUGAGGCCCGUUAUUCUACCGCGAGUAGCGCGGAGUCGAAUGCGGCGGGUCCAGGCCCGAGCCCAAGCCCGAUUCCGGGCCCGUUUGAGUUCUUUUAUAAAGGGCAAAAUGGGGAAACAAAAUGUUCGUGUUGUGAAUUAGGGUUUCAAAUCAAUGGUAUAGUUAAAAAUAAUGGAGGAGGUUGUAGUAAUUGUGAGACAAAAAGUGGGUAUUUUUAUUCUAGGUACAUUGGGCCGUUGGGUUCAUAGAAAUUGAAUUGAAUUAAUAGGGUACCCCUUUUUCUUUUUAAUUUUUAGGUUUUGGUAUAAAUGCUUUCACUAACUCCCCCUACCAAAUUGUAUUAAAUUGAGGGGUCCCAAAUCUUUUGAUUUUUAUCUUUUGUCUUAUCACAAUGGGAAUUCAAGAAAAUCUUUUAUUCUCUCA